AGAAAACCAUCACCACCAUUGCCACCACCCCCACACCGCUCAAUCGUUUGAGGUAUUAGCAAGCACAAAGCCUUCACCACCUAUGCCCCCACCACCACCCCCUCCCUAUGUGUUUGACGAAGAGGCAAACAAGCCAGGACCGCCCAUGCCUCCACCGCCUCCACCACCAAUGUGUCAAGAAGGAUUUGUCUUCAAUGAGACAACCGGAGAAUGCGACCCUGUGAACGUGUGUGACACUUGUGUUAUCAACGAAGAAUGCGUCAAUGUUAACGGCACUUUCGCUUGCAAAUGUGUCAGCGGGUUUGCCAAAAACAUCUCUGGAGUCUGCGCAGACGUUAACGAAUGUGCAGCCCAAAUUUCUCCUUGCAAACACAACGAAAACUGCAACAACACAGUUGGUAACUUUACUUGCAAAUGCAAAUCUGGCUUUGAACGAUUGGAAGCGGGUUGUAUAGAUAUCAACGAAUGUGGUCUUAACAAAACUCGCUGUAGUCUGAAUGAAAGGUGCAACAAUUUGAACGGCAGUUCUGAAUGUAUCUGUAUGAAAGGAUUCGCCAAGAACUUGACACAUAACAUCUGUCAAGAUGUCAACGAAUGCACCGAUGGGUCCAAUACCUGCGUAGCUAACGAAGAUUGCGUCAAUACAGACGGUGGAUUCGUUUGCUUGUGUAAGACCGGUUAUACAGGAACGGGAGGCAAUUGCACCAAUUUGGAUGAAUGCAAAUCCAACCCAUGUCAUGCCCAAGCGAUAUGUACGGAUACCAUUGGUAGCCAUACAUGCGCGUGUAAGCCUGGAUACACUGGCGAUGGAUUCCAAUGCACAGAUAUAGACGAAUGUAAAACAGGCAGAGACAACUGCAGCGCAAUAGAAAAAUGUUCAAAUACUAACGGCAGUUUCGUUUGCACUUGCAUACCUGGUUACAACAGAACAGGAGUCAACUGCGAAAAUAUUAACGAAUGUUUUGCAUCGCCGUGCCAUGGAUCUGCAAACUGCACCGAUACUGUUGGUAGUUACCAAUGCGCUUGUGACCAAGGCUAUUCCGGUGAUGGCUUCAACUGCUCAGAUAUAAACGAAUGUGAAAGGAAUCCAUGUAACCUUGUGACAGAAGAAUGCAUAAACACUGUUGGAAGUUUUAUAUGCAAAUGUGCUAGUGGUUACAACUCAGUUAGUGGAGUGUGCACUGAUAUUGAUGAAUGCACGAAUGGCUUAAACAACUGCCACAGUAAUGCUACAUGUGUUAACACACCCGGUUCAUUCUCAUGUUCUUGUAAUUGUGGAUAUUCUGAUUUUGGAGCUAUACCUGGCACAGACUGUGUGUUUGAUGCAUGCAAGUACACCCACCAUCCUUGUGAUCAAAAUUGCAUCACUUCACGUGAUGGUUUCUCAUGUGGUUGUGAUGCAGGUUUCACCCUUCAAGCUGAUAACACUACUUGUCUAUCCACACAGCCGUGUUCUUCUUUCAGUUGUAUAAGCGGCUCAUGCUAUAUUGAUGCUGCUGGGAAUGGACAAUGUAGAUGUAACAAAGGGUUUGAACCUUUCUUGGGCUUCACCACAUUUUGUACGACUAUCAAUGAGUGCGCUGGCCCACACUUCUGCGAGCAUAACUGCCUUAAUCCUGCCGGUGCCACUACACACACAUGCUCAUGUAACUCCGGCUAUGCACCUGCUGCUCAUGCCCCAGAUUUCUGCUGUGACAAAGCAGUGAGUGUAUGUAACACUGGUGUUUCCAAGUGUGGCAAUGGAACUUGUGUGGACGACUUUACAACAAGCAAGCUUUACAGAUGCGAAUGCAAUGAAGGGUGGAGAGGCACAGAAUGCACAGAAGAUGUUGAUGAGUGCUUGGCCCAUGGCCAGACAGUUAUCAUACCUGGUUGCGUGCCAUCAAUUCUCAGUCCUUCUGCUUGUGUGACCACAAACCUUAUGUGUAUGAAUGGUGGCAGUUGUAGGAACACACAGGGUAGUUUUGAAUGCGACUGCAAGCCAGGUUAUACUGGUCCAAAGUGUGAUAAUGACGUCAAUGAAUGCACCAAUGGCCAAGCCUCCUGCAGUAUAAAUGCAACAUGUACAAACACUAAUGGUAGUUUCACUUGCACGUGUAAUACUGGAUUCGUAGUACCAUCUGGAGGACCCAUUGAUGGCUCAGUUUGCAUUGAGCAAUUAGUGCAACCGUUUGGUAUCGCUGUUGGUGAUUCCCCCUUGGAACAAAGCUCAUAUUCCAACAUAGUAACAAGUGAAGUUGGAUUUGUGAUUGGAAACAAAACAUACUACAGGAUAUAUGGGACAAUCAAUGGUGUAUUAGUACUACAGCCAUCCUCUGGUUCAAGAACACAGUCAGCGUACGCUAACUCCAUCUCUGCAGACCUGUCCACUUCAUCUACAACAGGAGAUGGCCUUAUAGCUGGGUUCUGGUCACGUUUACAACCGAAGGACUACCCUAUUUAUUACCAGCAUAUUAUAAUGGGCAAAACCAAUGCUGCUGGUGAUCGACUUCUUGCAAUGGUAAACAAUGCUAUAAGAAGCCAAGUGAACGUAACAGAACAACCUAUCUUAAACUUCGAAGCCAAAGAAGUGUUCAAACUAACAUACAGCGUCGUUCCUUACCACCCAAUCUUCUUUGCAACAACAGGAGAAGGCCUUACAUUUCAAAUCCUAUACGCCACUGAUGGGAUACGUUCUUUUGCACUGACAUCUUACAGUGACAUGCUCGCCCGUAACUUUAUGAACUACCGGGGCAAAGUGGGAUACACAAACCCUCAAAAGAGUUUCACCCAUUCUGUAACAACGAGCAGUAACCCCAACCGUCCAGAUCUCUUUGUGGGACCAAAUACAGGUAAGAAAGGAGUCUUCAUAAUGCGAACAGAUGAUGCUACAAGUGAUAUGACACAAACUCCUGAAGCUGCUUGCCAAGCUUGGUAUGACAACCAACCAAAUGCUACAACAUGGGUGGAAAAAACUGCAUGCCCACCAACUUUAUUCAACGCUUUUUAUGACAAAUCCUUUGUUACCACACCAAUAUGGCCACCCCACGCUGGAGUGGGACCAGCACCCUUGAAAGGAGUCGUUACUUCUGAUGUGUUAAUGUCUCUUCGACAAUGGACAGGUCCCCGAUGUUUCCAAUCUAAUGUCCGUAAAACCAACACUUCUGGCCUUACAUGCUGUUAUAAGGGGAAUGCUGCCUUUAUAUCCAAUGGUUAUCCAAAUGGAGGCUACUAUGGACGGUCUGUUAUCUUUUCCAACACUGCUGAAGACGCUGAUAAAAGAUUAGCAAACGACGCCCAGCCUGGUAUAGACUGUUGUAUUAGAUCCACCAAUCCAAAGUACUGCGCCAUGUAUAAUGAAAAGAGGCCUUCUACAUCGUCGGUCGGUUAUGUCCUCUUUGUAUACGCAACCACCGUUGGCGAUCCGCAUUUACAAUCAUUUGACGGGAAUGCCUAUUCAUUCUCUGGCGUUGGGGAAUAUCAACUUAUAUCGGCGAAUAACGGUCUCUCUGUGCAGGUGCGUAUGACGCGCAACAAAGACGUGAACGGAAGACCAGUGAACGCGUCAGUGGUUACCAGUGUUGCCGUAAUCGAUUCCAUUUCUUCGCCACAUGUGUUCCAAUUCACUGUAGCCAAUGGUAGCAGUAUGGAUUUGGUCAACAUGACUGUUCAAAUCAAUGGAACACGUAUUACAACGUCACAGAUAGCAACACUAAACGCAAACGGUAUACUAAAGUAUAAUGAAGCGUACAUAUCUUUGAACGACGGUAAACUACAAGUCGACUUACGUGGUUCUAACGACCGUUUGCUGGUUGUUUUGAAAUCCAACGGACAACAAAUAACGUUAGAGAAUGGCAUCAGUCAGACUCUCUCUGGGAGAUUAAGUGGCUUAUACGGCAAUUUUGACCAAAACAAACGAAACGACUUUAAAUACCGAAACGGGACCGUUCUUAACUAUGACGACAUAAUAUACACAAGUAUUACAUCACCAACAAACACAGAACAGCAGAGGUGGAACAAAUACAUUGCAAAUGGAACGAUACUAAGCCCUCCUAUUAAUGAAUUCGGCAACUCAUGGCGUGUCAGUGCAUCGCAGUCUAUUUUCACGUAUGCGACCAACGAGACAUGGGCUGACACCAAUGAUCUAAACUUUACUCCUACCUACUUACAACAACUGUUGUCUGAAGCUACAGAUGCUCAACUUACUGCUGCAGAAGCUGCUUGUACUAUGGACGGUAGUAUAUCAUCUCCGUGCAUGCACGAUGUAUUGAUAAGUGGAGAUACUUCUCGUGGACAAACUGUGUUAGCGAACGUAAUUGGACAACCUGUCAUCAAUCUCCCCCCCACCUUCACCAUGACAACACUCACCAUUCAAGCCACAGUGGGUCAACUGACCACUAUUCAAUUCCAAGCCACAGAUCCAGAGAGUGAAACAAUUACUUUUAGUUUGGAUGGACUUAUUAAAUCAGAUACUGGUGCUACCAUCAACCCUUCAACUGGUUUAUUUACUUGGACACCAACCAACACAACUGUCACCAGCUUGUCAAUCAAUGUGAUUGACAGCUCAGGCUUUGCUAGCUCACUUGAUGUUAACAUUAAGUUAUGUGGGUGCCAGAAUGGAGGAACUUGCAACAAUAAUGAUCCUGCUAUUUCUGAUACUGCUAACAGAUUUGAGUUGAAAUCGUGCACCUGUUCAUCUGGGUACAGUGGAGUUUUAUGCUCUGAAGAUGAAGACAGUUGCGCUACAAACAACCCAUGCGACUCUAGAGUAACAUGCACUGAUCUACCCCCACCAGCUACUGGUCCUACUGGUGUGUCUUGUGGACCAUGCCCUACAGGCUUUACUGGGGAUGGACAGUUCUGUAUCAGAGACGUGUGUGCCAGCAACCCAUGCCAGCAGAAAUGUGACUUUGCUAGUCCAACAACUCACGCCUGUUCGUGCAACACUGGAUAUGUACUGAACACAACAGAUAAUAUGAGUUGUAUUGACAUAAAUGAAUGUGACAGCAAUCCAUGCGUCGCAAAUCUACAAACAUGCGUUAACACUCCCGGCUCAUUCAGGUGCGAUUGCCUCUCUGGUCUCGUGCCCAACAAUGUGACAGGCUGUACUGACUUCAACGAAUGCACGCAAGGCACCCAUAACUGUUCCACCAACAGCACAAACUGUUUCAACCAGUUAAGAACCUUCCGGUGCGAAUGCAAACCCGGUUUCACUGCCCUUAGUUCAAGUAUAACAUCAUGCGAGGAUAUAGAUGAAUGCACAACAGGUACACACACGUGCGUUGGACCGAGGUUUACCUGCAAGAACAACUUUGGAAGUUACAAUUGUGAAUGCGGCAUUGGCUUCACACAAAACACAAGCGAUCCAUCUCACUGCGUAGAUAUCAAUGAAUGCUUAACUAACCCAUGCCCUGCUAAGAACGGUGUGUGUAAUAAUGUCGAUGGAACUUAUAACUGUAUGUGUCAAACUGGCUACACGUACAAUAGUGCAGCAAACACAUGCGAUGAUAUAAAUGAAUGUUCUGCUAAUGCUGGGAAAGGAAACUGCAGCCACACUUGCUCUAACACUAAUGGUUCAUUUGUAUGUACAUGCCCAUCUGGUUACCAAAUCGGCACAGAUUCACUUACAUGCAUUGAUGUGAAUGAAUGCAACGUGGGCACACCUUGUCAACAAAUGUGCAACAAUACAAUCGGUGGUUACUCGUGUACAUGUUUUGAUGGUUUCUUUAUGAGUGGCGCGACAUGUGUAGCAAACACAACAUGUUCCACCAUCGAUGCAGCAAAAUGCGUUAAUUCUGAUUGCUUUGUAAAUGCAAGUCCACCAGUUUGCAUGUGUAGAGCAGGUUAUGAGAUACAUAACUCCACUUAUUGCUCUGAUAUCAAUGAAUGCGGUGGGUCCAACUCUUGUCAUGGAAAUGCUUUGUGUACUAAUGUACCUGGAUCAUUUAGGUGUUCAUGCAACGCUCACUUUUUGGACAUGUCAGGUGUUGGAACUACUGGUAUAAUAUGCCAAGAGUUGGCCGGUAUAACUGGUGCAAACGUAGCAGCUUCUGACAUCAAGUUAAGCACUGUUCGUGUUAGAUGGGGAUCUGGUUCUACAGGAGACAAUUUUACCAUCUAUCUAUUGGAAGAAGGCAGUACAUCUCGUGUACAAGAACAAGUCCUUGCUAUUGGCAUUCAGGAAUAUACAUUCAAUGGUUUGAUGCCUAAUACUUCAUACUCAUUCAACAUCUACAGAAGGCUUGGCAAUGUAGUGAGCACAACAGCUACAAUCAAUUUCAUAACACUGCCGAAUUUGGCAGUGCCGGUACUAAAUGCAGUCUCUCCCAGUGACAUUACUUCAACAUCUAUAAAGGUCACAUGGUCAAGUGUACGAGAACCAAUUGAUGAUUACACGUUCAGUGUACAACCUGCAGGGGGUAGUAUAUCUACAGAGUCAAUACCUGCCAAUAUAACAGAGAAACUUUUAUCAAGCCUGCAACCUGCUACUCAAUAUACAAUCUCUAUUCUGACUCGGUUUGGAGUAAACGUCAGUUCAGCAAGUACAUUACAACAAUAUACAGCUCCUAACCCCCCUGAAAGCGUGAGCAUUUCCACCACAAGUACAUAUGGUGAACUAAUGUUAACAUGGAGCGCUCCUACGCUUGGUACAACGGAUAAUUAUGUGGUUACAUUCAACCCAACUGGACCUACAUUCACUAGAACCACAGGAGCCACCAGUGGAAUAAUAACCAACUUGUCACCUGGAACAACGUAUUCAGUUACAAUAUCUUCACAGUUUAUGAGCAUUAGUAGCACAACAGUAUCUGCAUCAGCUUUGGUGCCAAUCACCACCACUCAAGCUCCAACCACUCAAGCUGCAACAACAGAAGCUGUUACCACACAAACUGUUACAACACAAGAGGUUACCACACAAGCACAACCUGUUACUACAUCAGUUGUUCCGACCACUCAGGCCAACAUUGUAACAACCAAAGCUGAUUCUACAACAUUAGAAGCAGCAGUUCCUACUACUGACAAAGUAACUACAAUACCACAGACCACAGAAGCACUAGUUGCUACAAUAGCAACAACAGAAACAGCAACAACUGCAGUGGGAGAUACUACAACAACAAAAGAAGGAACAACUGUACAAGAAAUAGCUACAACAGAAUCAGCAACAACAGAAUCACCUACAACACAAUCUGUCACAUCAGAAUCACCUACAACACAAACAACACAAUCCACCACAACACAAACAACAACAACAGGGUCUACUACAACACAAUCACCUACAACAGAAUUAUCUACAGUACAAACAACAACAAUAGAAUCAUCUACAACACAACUCACAACAACAGAAUCACCUACAACAGAAUCCACUACAACACAAUCCACUGUAACACAAACAACAACAACAACACAAGGACCAGUGAAAACAAUUGAAGCGACCACAACUGUUCCAACAUCAACAACUGCCACACCAGUUGCUCCAUGUCCUGUCUUCCAAUCUUUUGUUAACAGUCAAUGUUUAAAUUCACAAGUGUUUAACAUCACACUACGAUUCACAACCACUUUCACAACUGAUCUCACUGAUACAUCCAGUACAGCUUAUACGAACUUUGUAGCCAUGUUCACCACUGUUGCCACUGCUUUAUUCAAGAACACUGGUACAGUGUUGGUGUCAUUCACUGACUUGACCCUUACAAGUGGGAGCGUUAUCGCAACUUCAGCAGCAACUGUGGCGAACGUAACAGACUCCACAUCCACACAGACCGCAAUCCAAGCUUUAGUCACUUCUAACUCGCUCCCUGAGUUACAGAACACAUCAUUGUCGAGUUUUACAAUGACAAAUUUCGAUGAGUGCACCAGCAGUGUAUCAACAUGCGCCAUUAACGCACAAUGCACAGACAUUACCCAACACCCUGGUUAUACUUGCCAAUGUAACCCUGGACUUACAGACAAGAACUUGACCAACCCUGGAAGAAUAUGUGUAUCUGAAUGUUUAACAAAUGGCAUCCCUUACUGUUUGAAUGGGGGAAGCUGCAUAGCUACAUUGAAUGGAGCACCUAGAUGUACUUGUACACAGUGGUAUCAAGGCUUACGGUGCCAAGAUCAAAAUACCGAUCUUAUUGCAGCCGUCGCAGUCGGGGCUACGGCCGCGAUUCUCUUGGUGAUGGUGAUUAUAUUAGGGAUUAUAAUACUUCGAAGAGGGCGCGUGAAGAAAUCGAUAAACUUACAGUAUAGUGACCGGACAAGGAUCUCAAGAGGAAAAUACAAAAAUUCUUUUGAGGAGGAAACAAGAAACACAAUCGUAAAUGACUAUGAUGAUGUUUAAUCUACCAACACUAACACCCCUUUUGCUGUCUAGCUCAUUCAUAUAACAUUUAAUUUUAACAUAUAUCAGUUCGUUUUGGUAAUGUAACAAAAUGAAGUCUCAGUUUAAAUUUUCUAUAUUCAAAAGUGUAGCUGCCUCUGCUUGAAAUGUAAUAUUUUAAGUUAGAUGUAAAUCUUGUAGUUGCUCUAUCGCUUCUUUCUUCUGUAGUAAAACAAUAAAAACAAUUUCUAUCGAA
Messenger RNA from Ciona intestinalis (vase tunicate), 8531 nucleotides. Lineage: Eukaryota; Metazoa; Chordata; Ascidiacea; Phlebobranchia; Cionidae. The record is from RefSeq and is a predicted model, not a curated record.